ACAUUCCGCCACAUAGCAUGGCCUCGGUCGCCGCUUGGCUGCCAUUUGCACGGGCGGCGGCCAUUGGUUGGGUGCCCAUCGCUACCAAUCCCCUGCCACCGGCUCCCAUACCCAAAGAUCGUCGCAAGACCGACGACGAAAAGCUGCUCAUCAACGUCUCCGGCCGGCGUUUCGAGACAUGGCGCAAUACGCUGGAAAAAUAUCCCGACACCCUGCUGGGCUCGAACGAGCGAGAGUUCUUCUAUGACGAGGAUUGCAAAGAGUAUUUCUUUGAUCGGGAUCCGGACAUCUUUCGUCACAUUCUCAAUUAUUAUCGCACUGGCAAACUGCAUUAUCCCAAACACGAGUGUCUCACCAGCUAUGACGAGGAGUUGGCAUUCUUUGGCAUAAUGCCGGACGUCAUAGGCGAUUGUUGUUACGAAGACUAUCGUGAUCGCAAACGGGAAAAUGCCGAACGUUUAAUGGAUGAUAAGCUAUCAGAGAAUGGUGACCAGAACCUGCCGCAGCUAACCGACAUCCGCCAGAAGAUGUGGCGCGCAUUCGAAAAUCCUCACACCUCCACGGCGGCUCUCGUCUUCUACUAUGUCACGGGAUUCUUCAUUGCCGUCUCGGUGAUGGCCAAUGUGGUGGAAACGGUGCCUUGUGGCCAUCGGCCCGGCCGAGCUGGUACACUGCCCUGUGGCGAACGCUACAAAAUCGUGUUCUUCUGUCUGGACACGGCGUGCGUCAUGAUCUUCACCGCCGAGUAUCUGCUGCGUCUGUUCGCGGCACCGGAUCGCUGCAAAUUCGUGCGCAGCGUGAUGAGCAUAAUCGAUGUGGUGGCCAUCAUGCCCUACUAUAUUGGUCUGGGCAUAACGGACAAUGAUGAUGUGAGCGGUGCAUUUGUCACGUUGCGGGUCUUCCGCGUCUUUCGUAUUUUUAAGUUUUCGCGGCAUUCGCAAGGCUUGCGUAUCUUGGGCUAUACGCUCAAGUCGUGUGCUUCCGAAUUGGGUUUUCUGGUGUUUUCGUUGGCAAUGGCGAUUAUCAUCUUUGCGACGGUUAUGUUCUAUGCGGAGAAGAAUGUGCAUGGUACAAAUUUCACAUCGAUACCGGCGGCAUUUUGGUAUACAAUUGUCACGAUGACAACAUUGGGUUAUGGUGACAUGGUCCCGGAGACAAUAGCGGGCAAAAUUGUUGGUGGUGUCUGCUCGCUUAGCGGUGUGCUUGUCAUCGCCCUACCUGUACCUGUUAUUGUAUCUAACUUUAGUAGAAUUUAUCAUCAAAAUCAACGAGCCGAUAAACGAAAGGCCCAGAGGAAAGCUCGAUUGGCCCGCAUACGCAUUGCCAAGGCUUCGUCGGGCGCCGCCUUUGUCAAUAAGAAGAAGGCUGCCGAGGCCCGCUGGGCUGCCCAGGAAUCGGGCAUUGAAUUGGAUGACAAUUAUCGUGAUGAGGAUAUUUUCGAACUGCAGCAUCAUCAUUUACUCAGAUGUCUGGAAAAAACAACGGACCGUGAAUUUGUGGAAAUGGAAAUACCAUUCAAUGGGGGCCAAGCGAAACGCCCCCGUUCACCAUCACCAAUGGCCAGUCCGGCCCAUUCGACCAACAGUGCCAUGGGUUUGGUGCAGUCAUGCUGUGGACGUUGUUGUUCGCAGCGUUAUCAGGCCUGCGGCAAAUAUAUGCCAGCCACCGGUAACGCUCAAAAUAAUCAAAACAAUCAACCCAUGGAUGGCACCUAUCUGGUUGAGGCCUCAUUUUAGAUGGGAAAUAUCCGCUCGAAUCGAUUGCAAAAUCCAAACAAACUACUUUAUC
Messenger RNA from Musca vetustissima, 1788 nucleotides. RefSeq names its product potassium voltage-gated channel protein Shal-like. Gene Ontology annotation, biological process: potassium ion transmembrane transport; protein homooligomerization. Bases 18 to 1736 code for a protein of 572 amino acids. Gene Ontology annotation, molecular function: protein binding; A-type (transient outward) potassium channel activity. The record is from RefSeq and is a predicted model, not a curated record. Gene Ontology annotation, cellular component: membrane; voltage-gated potassium channel complex. The transcript is spliced from 5 exons. NCBI's taxonomy places the organism in Eukaryota, Metazoa, Arthropoda, Insecta, Diptera, Muscidae.